GUGGAAACGAAGAAGAGUGUGCGGAGGCGCGGCAUGUUGGUUACGUGACAGGUUUUGUAAUAUAUUACUUUUCUUCUGAAUAACAGCGCAGGUUUAUCUGUGAGCUCGGGAUCAUGAUGCUGCUCAGGCUCGUCAUGUGUCGCUGUCAGGCGGGGAAAAACUUACAGCAGAUACAGCGGACUCCUCUGCGGCAGUGGCUGUUGCAGCGAGGACAGAAUACUGUGAGCUCCAGUGCAGCAUCCGUGGGGUCAGUCUCCAUCCGCAGCGCCGCCUCAGACCGGCUGAUCGGCCGCUGGCUGCUGGGCUGCAGUGGGCUGGUGCUGGGGGCCGUGGUGCUGGGCGGAGUCACCAGACUGACCGAGUCUGGGCUCUCCAUGGUGGACUGGCAUCUGGUGAAGGAGAUGAAGCCGCCGCAAACACAAGCCGAGUGGGAAGAAGAGUUCGCAAAGUACCAGCAGUUCCCAGAGUUCAAAAUCAUGAAUCAUGACAUGACCCUGACAGAGUUUAAGUUCAUCUUCUACAUGGAGUGGGGUCACCGCAUGUGGGGUCGUCUGGUGGGAUUAGCUUACAUUCUGCCUGCUGCGUAUUUCUGGAGGAGAGGAUACUUCAGCCGCUCCAUGAAGACUCGUGUUUUGGGCCUGUGUGGCUUUGUCGUCUUCCAGGGUCUUCUGGGAUGGUACAUGGUGAAGAGCGGUCUGGAGGAGAAGCCAGAGUCCUAUGAUGUUCCCCGGGUCAGUCAGUACAGGCUGGCAGCUCAUCUGGGCUCUGCUCUGCUGCUGUACGCCGCCAGCCUCUGGACGGGACUCAUACUGCUGCUUCCCGCCAACAGGAUGCCGGACAGCAGACGACUGCUCAAUCUCAGGAGGUUUGCCAAGACGACUGGAGGUCUGGUGUUCCUCACUGCUCUCUCAGGGGCUUUUGUUGCUGGUCUGGACGCAGGCUUGGUUUAUAACUCUUUCCCGAAGAUGGGCGAGCGCUGGAUCCCGGAUGACCUCUUAGCUUUUUCUCCAGCGCUCAAGAACGUCUUUGAAAACCCCACAACAGUGCAGUUUGACCACCGCAUUCUGGGCAUCGGCUCUCUGACCGCCAUCACCGGACUCUACCUGUUCUCCAGACGAAUGAUCCUCCCCAGAAGAGCCAAAAUGGCCAUCAGCUGCCUCACCGCCAUGGCUUACACACAGGUGGUGUUGGGCAUCAGUACUCUUCUCCUGUAUGUUCCCACUCCGCUGGCAGCAACUCAUCAGUCCGGCUCUGUGGCUCUGCUCACCUUUGCCAUCUGGGUCCUGGCAGAGCUCAGAAAGGUGCCCAAAUAGAAGCCAGACUCCAUUUAACUCUGUAAUUACAGAUAUUUUAAUAAAUUAUGCUUUGGCUUGCCAUGGAUGGAGAGCUACAUGUUGUGCUUCUGCAUUUAUAUGAAGCGCACAAACACAGUGCGUCUUUGUAAAAGACAUUGAACUCUUUAAAUGACUCUUUUUGUUUCUUUCAUAUUUAAUUUUUUUAUUUGUACAUAUUUGUUUUGGAAAGAAAUGCACUGUUUUACUCUUUGUCAACUAAAUAAAAU
Danio aesculapii is the source of this 1561-nucleotide messenger RNA. It is a transcript of the gene cox15, whose product is annotated as cytochrome c oxidase assembly protein COX15 homolog. The coding region runs from base 114 to 1313 and encodes 399 amino acids. Gene Ontology annotation, cellular component: mitochondrial inner membrane. The transcript has 9 exons. The record is from RefSeq and is a predicted model, not a curated record. Gene Ontology annotation, biological process: heme A biosynthetic process. NCBI's taxonomy places the organism in Eukaryota, Metazoa, Chordata, Actinopteri, Cypriniformes, Danionidae. Gene Ontology annotation, molecular function: oxidoreductase activity, acting on NAD(P)H, heme protein as acceptor.